AUGAAACCACUCACUGUGAGAGUCACUGGGCUGUUGAUGAUUGUCGACAGCGUGUUCGCUCAAAAUAUCGACUAUGCGCAAUUCGUGAAUCCAUUUAUCGGCUCGGAAGGCGCCAUUCCAGGAUAUGCAUAUGGCGGAGGCGACGUCUUCGUUGGCGGUGCAGUGCCCUUCGGCAUGGUUAAGCUCGGGCUCGAUACAUACGAAGAACCCGUCAACCAAAGCGCAUUAAACGGUGGAUGGACACCACAGGGCCAUGUCACAGGGAUGAGUUUGAUGCAUGUGUCUGGGACAGGAGGAGGUUCAAAGUAUGGAUUUCCGGCGCAGAUGCCACUGACCCAGAUUGAUGGAGACGUGAAUUUGCUGGACAAUCGAACGUAUUGGCAAACGCGAGUUGGCGACGACACAGCGAGCGUGGGAUACUUCCGGACGCAAUUUGAAUCUGGUGUCAUAGCUGAUUUGGCGGCUUCGCGACACGCCGGACUUUACCAUUACACCUAUCCGGAGUCGGCUGAAAAACAUGUUCUCGUGGACUUCUCGCACUACCUUCCGCAUCCAACGCGAUCUUGGGACUCGCAGUUCUAUACCGGAGGCGAGAUAGAGAUUCCGCCCAACUCUUCCGUCUACACAGGAUACACCUCCAUUGCAGGUGGCUGGAAUCUUGGUGCUCCGGUCACCGUGUAUGUGUGUGGUGAGUUCGAUAGUUUGCCGGACCAAGCGAAGGCAUUCAAGGGUAGAAACACGUUUCCAGUCAGUCGUCACUUCCGUACUUGCGACAAUUGCACGACACCGCGGCCGACAUACACAGGAUCGACGGCGCGUUCUGGGCCGAUGAACGAUCGCGUAGGCGCCGUAUUUUCCUGGACCAAUACUACAGAGGUAAAGUCUCGUGUGGGAAUAUCUUUCAUGUCUGUCGACAAAGCAUGCGCGUACAAGAACUCCGAGUUGUCCUGGUCCAUCGAAAUCACGGCGGAGGCAGCACGCGAUGAAUGGAAUCGCGAUGUUUUCUCCAAAAUCCGUGUCGACACAUCCAAAUCUGCCAACCAAACGCGGCUUGCGCUUCUAUAUUCCAGCCUGUACUUCAUGCACCUUAUCCCCAGCGAACGGGUUGGCGAGAAUCCGCUCUGGGAUUCCGAUGAGCCGUAUUGGGACGAUUUCUACACAAUGUGGGAUCUGUUCCGGAACCAAGUGUCGUUAUGGCAUCUUAUACAACCGAGCUACUACCAGUCAAUGAUCCGAUCAUUGAUAGAUAUGUUCAAACAUGAAGGAUAUUUACCAGACGGGAGGUCUGGGAAUUACAACGGCCUAGUCCAAGGUGGAUCGAAUGCAGAUAAUGUGCUUGCUGAUGCGUAUGUGAAAGGACUAAGCGAAUCCAUCAACUGGACAGAAGGCUAUGCUGCUGUGAAAAAAGAUGCCGAUGUCGUGCCAUUCUUCGACCAGAACCCUGUCGAUCCUCAAGGCUCGUUAAAAGAAGGACGCUCAGCACUGAAUGAUUGGAUCCCGCUUGGUUAUGUCUCAGCAGACAGAAAUACGCGGGCUGUAUCGAAAACAGUGGAAUACUCGCUCAACGACUUUGCUGUUAGCCAAAUUGCUGCUGGAGAAGCCCCUGACCAGCGCGAUCUGUACCUCCGCCGAUCUGCAGGCUGGCAGCUCAGCUGGGAUACUGAGGCCACGAGCCGCAACUUUACUGGAUUUGUCAUGCCUCGAUAUGCCAACGGUACGUUCCACAAGACGUAUAACAUCACCAAUUGCGGGGAAUGCAAUUGGAGUGACGAGAGCUACGAGGGUACUGCGUUCGAGUACUCUUUCGUCAUCCCGCAUGAUGUUGCUCGUAUUAUCGACCUGAUGGGCGGUCCCGCUCUUUUCGAAUCGCGCCUUGACUACGUAUUUCAGCCCAACACAUCGGGUGUCGACCUUGGAGUGAACGGACUAGGUAUAACAACAAUCAACAACGUCGCCAACGAGCCCGACUUCCAGACACCAUAUCUGUAUAACUACCUCAACAAGCAAUGGAAGAGUGUGGAGCGUAGCCGUCAGCUUGCAAAUGACUUCUACUUCAACAGCAGCAACGGGAUUCCAGGCAACUCUGAUGCAGGCGCGUUGAACUGCUGGCUGGUGUGGCAGAUGCUAGGUCUCUAUCCGGUUGUUACAACACCUGUGUAUCUACUAGAGUCGCCGUGGUUUGCGGAUAUCAACAUCACGGUCAACUACGACAAAACGUUGAGAAUCAGAACGGAGGGUUUGGACGAUGGAGAUGGACGACAAGGAUACUACGUUCAAAGUGUGAACAUCAACAAUCAGGAGUGGAACAAGAACUGGGUUGAGCACGGGGAUGCCGGAGGUAUCAUGACAGAAGGUGGUGAAAUCUUGUUCCGGUUGGGCGCUGAGCAGAAGGUUUGGGAGACGGGUGAUAUGCCUCCAAGCCCAGGUCAUUUGGAUCUUGAUUUGGCACAAGGAUAA
Molecule: messenger RNA, 2457 nt
Organism: Dothidotthia symphoricarpi CBS 119687
Lineage: Eukaryota; Fungi; Ascomycota; Dothideomycetes; Pleosporales; Dothidotthiaceae
Product: glycoside hydrolase family 92 protein
Exons: 3
Coding region: 1-2457 (818 amino acids)
Biological process (GO): glycoprotein catabolic process; protein quality control for misfolded or incompletely synthesized proteins; protein deglycosylation
Cellular component (GO): nucleus; cytosol
Molecular function (GO): carbohydrate binding; peptide-N4-(N-acetyl-beta-glucosaminyl)asparagine amidase activity
Source: RefSeq, a predicted model, not a curated record